Molecule: messenger RNA, 14576 nt
Organism: Girardinichthys multiradiatus
Lineage: Eukaryota; Metazoa; Chordata; Actinopteri; Cyprinodontiformes; Goodeidae
Gene: fat1a
Product: FAT atypical cadherin 1a
Exons: 30
Coding region: 164-14119 (4651 amino acids)
Biological process (GO): homophilic cell-cell adhesion
Cellular component (GO): cell-cell junction; plasma membrane
Molecular function (GO): calcium ion binding
Source: RefSeq, a predicted model, not a curated record
GGAAAAACAGAGCCUGCCGACUGGUGGCAGACGGAGUAACGGAGAGGAGAGAAGUCCACGUAUUACCAUGAGGAGAUUUGGACUACAAAAACUUCAUGCCAAACCUCCAAAUCUUCGAGUUUAUUAAUAAGAGAGGUGGCUCUGUGAAGACUACGGUACGAUAAUGGGGAAGCGAUCAGUGGCACUGCUUGUACUGCUCCUGCAGCUCUACUCUGGCUGCACAGGAAGCCAAAGGUUUGCGAGGGCUGCCUCCAUGCAGUUCACCCACUCUGUUUACAAUGCCACCAUAUAUGAGAACUCUGCUGCUAAGACCUACUUGGAAAGUCACACCAAGAUGGGGAUUUACGUCGCAAACCCAACGUGGGAGAUACGGUACAAAAUCAUUUCUGGGGACAAUGAAAACUUGUUCAAAGCUGAGGACUACUUGCUGGGAGAUUUCAGUUUUUUGAGGAUAAGGACCAAAGGAGGCAGCACUGCCAUUCUCAACCGAGAGGUUAAAGACCACUAUAUGCUUACUGUCAAAGCUUCAGAGAGGAACACAAAUUUGGAGUGUCGCUCAAGAGUGAAGGUGCAGGUACUGGACACCAAUGAUCUGAGGCCUCUCUUCUCACCAACGUCCUACAGCAUCUCUCUGCCAGAGAACACGGCCAUUCGCACAAGCGUGGCAAAGGUGACGGCAACUGAUGCAGAUAUCGGUACGAACGGAGAGUACUACUACAGUUUCAGAGAGUGGACGGACAUGUUUGCUGUUCAUCCAACGAGCGGGGUGGUGACACUCACUGGCAAACUGGACUACUCCGAGACAAAGUUGUACGAGCUGGAGAUACUGGCCGUAGACAGGGGCAUGAAGUUGUACGGCAGCAGCGGCUUCAGCAGCAUGGCCAAACUUACUGUGCGGGUAGAGCAGGCCAAUGAGCAUGCACCUGUGAUCACCGCAGUAACCUUGGCACCCUCCGAUGCAGAUCAUGACCCCACAUAUGCCAUCGUGACAGUGGAGGACAAAGACCAGGGACCAAAUGGAGAAAUAUCGUCACUGAGUGUUGUGGCUGGUGACCCGCUGCAGCAAUUUAAAGCUGUGAGAAGCAGCCCUGGGAGCAAAGAGUAUAAAAUAAAAGCUGUUAAGGAUGUAGACUGGGACAGCCAGCCAUUUGGAUACAACCUCACCUUACAGGCCAAGGACAAGGGCACCCCACCUCAGUUUUCAUCUGCUAAACUGGUACACAUCACCUCUGCGGAGUUCCAAAAGGGCCCUCCAGUAUUUGAAAAAGCUGUCUACAGAGUCAAUCUGAGUGAAUUUGCCCCUCUUCACACACCUGUGGCUAUGGUGACAGCUGUGCCAAGUUAUCCCCUUCAGAAGUAUGCCUUUAAACACAGCUCUGACAAGAAUAGAUUUAGCAUUAAUGCAGAUACUGGUUUCAUUAGCACAGCAGGACCCAUCAAUGCUGAUAUUUUCUCGCAAUAUGAGCUAGAGGUGAUCACAACGGACAAAAAAGCAGCCACAAAAGUGAUUGUUGAUGUGAUUGAUGUGAAUAACAAUGUACCUGAGUUCCAGCAGACAUCUUACAAGGCCAGUGUUGAUGAGAACGUACCCACUGGGACCAGCGUUGUAACAGUGAGAGCCACUGAUCUAGACAAAGGGGAGAAUGGCUAUGUGACCUACAGCAUUACCAACCUCAGUCCUCAGCCCUUUGUCAUUGACUACUUUUCUGGUGUCAUUAGCAUUGCAGAGGUUCUGGAUUAUGAACUCAUGCCCAGGAUUUACAAUCUAAAAGUCCGGGCAUCCGACUGGGGAUCCCCUUUCCGAAGAGAAGUGGAGGCAUCAGUUACCAUCACUUUAAAUAACCUGAAUGACAAUAAGCCUUUGUUUGAAAACAUAGACUGUGAGGUCACUGUGCCAAGAGAUCACGGGGUGGGAGAGCAGAUUACAACAGCUUCUGCCAUAGAUGCUGAUGAACUGCAGCUCGUGCGGUACUACAUUAAAUCUGGGAAUGAUCUUGAUCUGUUUGAAAUGAACCCAAACUCAGGUCUGCUGUCGCUGAAGCGCACACUGAGCGAAGGGGAAGCAGCUAAAGUGUCGUUUCAUAGUUUACAAGUUGUAGCAACUGAUGGUGAGCAUGAGACACAGCCAAUGAGUAUGAACAUAACUGUCAUUACGGCACGCAAGCCCGUCCAGGUGAAAUGUGUGGAAACCGGUGUUGCCACCAUGCUGGCUGAGAAGCUACUCCAAGGAAGCAAAAUCCAUACCCAAACUGAGCCAGAAGAUAACUUUGUAGACAUUUACUCAGUCAAUCGGUACUCCCCUCAGUUUGAUGACUCUUUCCCAAGUUUUGUUGAAGUUAAAGAGGACCUCCCUGUUGGGGCUCGGAUUGUCCAUUUAGGUGCUACAGACCCAGACAAUGGAUUCAAUGGGAAAUUAGUGUAUGUUAUUUCAGGAGGAGACACAGAAAGCCGCUUUAUCAUUGACAUGGAAAGUGGUUGGCUCUUGGUUUAUUCUCCACUUGACCGUGAAACCAUAGACCACUACACCCUCAACAUUACUGUUUACGAUCUCGGGAUACCACAGAAAUCCUCCUCACGUCUGUUGGAUGUGAGAAUCCUGGACGCCAAUGAUAACAGCCCUCAGUUUUUGCAGGGUUCCUACUCAGUUGAAAUAAGUGAGAGCACACCAGUUGGGACGGAAAUUAUCCAGGUGGACUCGUCAGAUAAGGAUGAAGGGGAUAAUGGAAUUGUCAAGUACUCAAUUUUAGGAGGCACAGAUCAUUUUGUCAUCAAUGAACUAACCGGAGUAGUGACGGUGACAAAGCCGUUGGAUCGGGAGCGCUAUCCGUUUUAUGUUUUAAAGAUCGCAGCACGAGACCAGGCAGUGAGCGAGCCUCAGUUAGUGUCCACAGUGCCGCUUAAAAUCACCCUGGAAGAUGGGAACGAUAAUCCUCCUAAAUUUGUUCCCCCUAAUUACCGUGUGAAAGUGAGGGAGGACCUUCCUAUUGGUACUGUAAUCAUGUGGCUAGAAGCACAUGACCCUGACGUCGGGCCUUCCAGUCAAGUACGGUACAGCCUGAUUGAUAAUGGAGAAGGACGUUUUGAAGUGGACAAACUCAGCGGAGCUCUUCGGAUUGUCCAGAAUCUGGACUAUGAGACCAAACAGGUGUUUAACUUGACAGCAAAGGCUAAAGACAAAGGAAAGCCGAUAUCUUUGUCUACCACCUGCUUCAUUGAGGUGGUGGUGGUGGAUGUGAAUGAGAACCUCCACAGGCCUUUCUUUCGGUCGUUUGUGGAAAAAGGAGUUAUAAAAGAGGAUGCCCUCAUUGGGACUUCUGUGAUAACAGUUUCAGCUGAAGAUGAGGACUCAGGACAAGAUGGAGAGAUUCGGUACUCCAUAAGGGAUGGAUCUGGCUUAGGAACCUUUUCCAUUGAUGAAGAAACUGGUGUUAUUCGAACACAAGAACUGCUGGAUCAUGAGACGACCCCUCACUACUGGCUAACAGUCUAUGCAGUGGAUCGUGGCGUGGUGCCCCUCUCGGCUUUCGUUGAGGUCUACAUUGAAGUCCAGGAUGUCAACGACAAUGCACCGCAAACGUCCGAACCCGUGUACUACCCCUCUGUCAUGGAGAACUCCCCGAAAGAUGUGUCAAUCAUCCAGAUCAACGCAGCUGAUCCUGAUUCGAAGGCCAGUGAUAAACUCAGCUACAGGAUCACCAGUGGGAAUCCGCAGGGCUUCUUUGCCAUCAACACCAAGACGGGUCUUGUUACCACCACUUCAAGGAAACUUGACAGGGAACAACAGGAUGAGCACAUACUUGAGAUAACCAUUACCGACCACGGUGUUCCUCCCAAAUCCACCACCGUCCGGGUCAUCGUUCAGGUCCUUGAUGAGAAUGACAACAGGCCGCUGUUUCUGGAGAAGAUCUACAAGAUUCAACUGCCCGAGCGGGAGAGACCCGAGAGAGAGCGAGCCACUAAGAGAGACCCGGUGUAUCGGGUGAUUGCGUCAGACCGCGACGAAGGCCCGAAUGCUGAAAUCUCCUAUAGUAUCGAAGAAGGAGACGAACAUGGCAAGUUUUUUAUUGAGCCCAAGACCGGUCUGGUGUCAUCCAAGAAGUUCUCCUCUGCUGAAGAAUAUGACAUUCUUACGAUUAAAGCUGUCGACAACGGACGUCCUCAGAAGUCAUCUACUUGCCGCCUGCACAUCGAGUGGAUUCGCAAACCAGUGGUGCCAGCUGAUGCAGCUCCCCUGCGCUUUGAGGAAUUUCCCUUCUCCUUUUCGGUUAUGGAAAGUGAUCCAGUGGCACAUAUGGUGGGCGUUGUUGCCACUGAGUCCUCGGAUGUUCAUGUGUGGUUCGAAAUCACAGACGGCAGUGAGGAUUCUGAGAUGUUUUACAUCCUUCAGAUGGCUUGUGACCACAACUGUACAGCAGAAGGUGGCAAUUAUGACAGCCGCUUUGACGUGGGCAAGGCCAGUGGAACCUUGAUUGUUGCACGGCCCCUGGACACAGAGCAGAAAUCAAAUUACAACCUGACAGUGGAAGCUACAGAUGGGACACGAACUGUCAGCACUCAGGUGCUGAUCCGGGUCAUUGACACCAACAACCACCGGCCGCAGUUCUCCCAGCAGGUGUAUGUUGUGAACGUCCCUGAGGAUGAACCAGCAGGCACUGAGGUCCUGCAGAUCAGCGCUCUGGACAGGGAUGAGAAAAACAAACUGACCUACACGCUCCUGAGCAGCACUGAUCCCUUCAGCCUACGGAAGUUCCGGCUGGACCCAGGAACGGGCACUCUGUACACCACAGAGCAUCUGGAUCAUGAGACAAUGCAUCGUCACAUCCUCACUGUAAUGGUUCGGGAUCAGGACAUUCCAGUCAAAAGGAAUCUUGUUCGUGUUAUUGUUGACGUAGAUGACACCAACGACAAUGCACCUUGGUUCAUAGGGACACCCUACUCUGGCCGUGUGUUUGAAUCAGCUGCCAUCGGCUCAGCUGUGCUGCAGGUUACUGCUCUUGACAAAGACAAGGGCUAUAAUGCCGAAGUCAUUUACAGCAUUGAUUCUGGAAACAUUGGGAACUCUUUUGCCAUUGAUCCUGUCCUUGGAACAAUCACAGUGGCCAAAGAGCUUGAAUGCAACAGCAAAUCAUCAUUUGAACUCAUUGUUAAAGCCUCUGAUAACGGAGCACCGCCAUUGUCCUCAACGGUCACUGUAAACAUCGAGGUAACGGUUUCUGACAAUGCAGCCCCCAGAUUCACUGAAAAGGAGUUCUCUGCAGAGGUCAGCGAAUUAGCCCCCCCAGGAAGUUUUGUGAGCAUGGUCACAGCCGUUAGCCAGUCUUCUGUUUUCUACCAGAUAAAAGGAGGCAACAUCAACAAUGCUUUUGACAUCAACCCAAACUCAGGAGUGGUUGUAACCCAGCAACCUUUAGAUUAUGAGACCACGUCUGAAUACAAGCUCAUCGUACAGGGCACCAACAUGGCUGGACUUGCUACUAACACAACAUUUCUGAUCCAUCUGAAGGAUGAAAACGACAAUGCUCCAGUCUUCACUCAGAGGGAAUUCAAGGGAAUAAUCAGUGAGCUGGCCUCCAUCAACAGUGUUGUUCUGACUCAUGAAAACACUCCUUUUGUCAUUCAUGCCUCUGAUGCUGAUUGUGACCAGAAUGCCAGACUCAUUUAUCAAAUCGUUGAACCUUUUGCUCAUAACUAUUUCGCCAUUGACUCAAGCACUGGAGCCAUCAGAACCACAACAGCAUUGGAUUACGAACAGAAGAGCGUUUUCCGCUUCACAGUUCAGGUUCACGAUCUCGGAAUGCCUCGCUUGUUUGCAGAGACGCCGGCUAAUGUGACCAUCGAAGUAAUUGAUGUUAACGACUGCUCACCUGUUUUCAGCCAAGAACUCUAUGAGGCAGCCGUCAUUGUGCCAACGUACAAAGGGGUAGAGGUAAUUCAAGUCAAUGCCACAGACUUAGACUCUGGGCCUAAAUCCAAACUGCUUUUCUCAAUCUCUGAGGGAAAUAUUGGUGACAAGUUUAAAAUCGAUCCAGUCACGGGCAUUAUCUCCAUUCAGAACGUCACACAACUUAGGAGCAGAUACGAAUUAAAGGUCAGAGUUUCUGAUGGUAGAUUUGCCAGUGCAGCUACAGUAAAGGUCACUGUAAAGGAAAACAAGGAAAACAAGAGAAAGUUCACUCAGGAGACAUACCAAGCCUACAUUCAAGAGAACUCUUCUGACAAGAAAACCCUAGCAGUUAUUGCUGCUGUUGGGAACCAAGUGAAUGAGCCUUUAUUUUACAGAAUAUUAAACCCUGACAACAAGUUUAAAGUCAGCAGCACUGCUGGAGUUGUGUCAACCACUGGGAUUCCGUUUGAUCGGGAAGCACAGGACACAUAUGAUAUUAUUGUCGAAAUCACUGAAGAGAAGAAAUCUGAUGACGCUGCUCAUAUUUUAGUUACUGUUAACGUGGAAGAUGUAAAUGACAACAAACCAUUGUUUGUCAACCUCCCCUAUCAUGCCCUCGUCCAAAUGAACGCUGAGGAAGGUCAUGUCAUCCGACAGGUCACAGCAGUGGACAAAGACAUCGGCCCAAAUGCACACAUCCAUUACUCUCUAAAGGAGCCUGAGGAUCACUUUGAAAUCAGCCCAUCUGGAGAAAUCCUGCUCAAAAAGAAGUUUGAGAAAGACUCACUUGACACAAAGUUUGUUCUAGUUGUUGUGGCGAAGGAUAAUGGGAAACCACCUCUCUCAGCAGAAGUUGAAGUGCCGGUAACAGUAGUGAACAAAGCAAUGCCUGUGUUUGAGAGGCCUUUUUACAGCAUUGAAAUCCCUGAAAACAUUCAGCUGCACUCCCCUGUUCUCCAUGUGCAAGCCAGUGACUCUGAGGGGCCUCGCAUUGUGUACACCAUUUCUGAAGGAGACCCUUUCAAACAGUUCUCGAUUGAUUUUAACACAGGGGUCAUUCAUGUGAUUCAGCCUUUGGACUUUGAGGCACAUCCUGCUUAUAAGUUAAACAUAAGGGCCACAGACUCUCUGACUGGGGCUCACUCUGAGGUGUUUGUCGAUAUCAUACUGGAAGAUGUAAAUGAUAACGCCCCUGUGUUUCUGUCAAAUUCCUACUAUGCCAAUAUAUCUGAGGCUUCUGUUAUUGGCACAUCGGUUUUGCAGGUGGUUGCCAGAGAUUCUGACAUGGGAAAUAACAAGGAAGUAUUUUAUCAGCUAGUUGAGGAAAGGGGAAAGAGCUCAGACUUUUUUACCAUUGACCGUGACUCUGGAAUAAUCUCCACAGCUCAAGUUCUCGAUCAUGAAGAAGUCCAGCAACACAAGUUGAGAGUCAGGGCAGUGGACGGUGGCGUCCCAGCUCUGACGAGUGACAUCACUGUGACAGUAGAUGUUACAGACCUGAAUGACAAUGCUCCUGUUUUUACUGAGCACACUUACGAAACCACUAUCAGUGAAUUAGCCCCACGCGGGCACUUUGUCAGCCAAGUCAAAGCUUUUGACGCUGACAGCUCAGAUGUAAACAAGCUGGAGUUCUCGAUUAUAUCUGGAAACGAGGAGCAGAACUUUGCCAUCAACAAACAAACUGGUUCCAUUGUUAUUUCAAACCAUCGCCGGCCACAUAUGCAGCCUUUUUACAAUCUUAGCAUAUCAGUGUCAGAUGGUGUAUUUAGAAACUCAGCCGUCGUCAUGGUGACAGUUAUCGGAGCCAACUUCCACAACCCUACCUUCUCCCAGACUGAGUAUUUGGUUGAAGUUGUUGAGAACUCACCUGUUGGCACCCUAGUAGCAGAAGCAGAGGCAACAGAUGAUGAUGAAGGGAUCUAUGGCCAGAUUACAUACCACAUAGUCAACGACUUCGCCAAAGACAAAUUUUCUAUCAAUGGAAAAGGAGAGAUUUUCACUCUUGAAACCCUUGAUCGUGAAAACCCAGUUGAGAAGGUCAUUCCAAUUUCUCUGAUAGCUAAAGAUGGUGGCGGAAAAGUAGGAUUUUGUGUCGUCAACGUAAUUGUCACAGAUGCAAAUGACAACUCUCCACAGUUCAGGGCAUUUGAGUACAAGGCCACCAUUGCAUCAGAUGUCCCAAGAGGAACAUCUGUGCUCAAAAUUGCCGCUUCGGACAUGGAUGAGGGAAGUAAUGCUGACAUAGAGUACUCAAUUGAAGCAGAUGUUGAAAAUGUGGGGGAAAACUUUGAAAUCCACAAAACCUCUGGGGUCAUUGUUACCAAAGAAAGCCUUAUUGGACUUGAAAAUGAGCUCUAUGCAUUCUUCGUAAGGGCUAAGGACACUGGGAAUCCACCCAGACAUUCAGUUGUCCAGGUUUACAUCAGGAUUGUCUCAUCAGAGACCCCACUUCCUAGGUUUGCAGAAACGUUUUAUAGGUAUACUGUUGCUGAGGACCUUACUAUUGGAACAGUGAUAGAUAUAAUUCAGGCAGAGAGUAGACAGUCAGUUGUUUACAGCCUUGCAAGAGGCAGCACGCCAGAAAGCAAUGCGGAUGAAGUGUUUGUUGUAAACAGAGAUACUGGAGCCUUGAAGCUUGAGAAGAGACUCGAUCAUGAGAUGACCAAAUGGUACCAACUGAUUCUACUUGCUCAAACUAAACAUGAGAAUUAUGAAAUAGUUGCUUCAGUUAAUGUAAAUAUCCAAGUGAAAGAUGUCAAUGAUAACAAACCAAUCUUUGAAGCAGAACCCUAUGAGGCUGUCACAGUUGAGAACCUCCCAAGUGGGACUCAGGUCAUUCAAGUCAAAGCCACUGACCUCGACUCCGGAACCAACGGCCACAUUGUCUACAGCCUGGACCUCAGACAAACCUCACAGGAGAUCUUUGAGCUGUUCGCUGUUAACAGUGAAACAGGAUGGGUGACCACCUUGAAGGACCUUGACCGUGAAAAAACAGAAAAGUACGUUAUCUCUGUCCUUGCCACUGACCAAGGCGACAUGGUCCAGCACGUUACCGGCACCAGUGUGGAGGUGAUGGUGGCCGACGUGAACGACAACUCGCCCCGAUUCACUGCAGAGAUCUACAAGGGAACGGUCAGUGAGGAUGACCCCCCACCCAGUGGGGUGAUCGCCAUCCUCAGCACCACAGAUGAGGAUUCUGAAGACUUGAACAAACAAGUGAACUACUUCAUCACAGGAGGGGACCCACUUGGCCAAUUUGCCAUUGAACACCUCCAGAAUGAGUGGAAGGUCUCUGUCAGAAAGCCCUUAGACCGUGAGGUGACAGACAACUACCUCCUUAACAUCACUGCCAGUGAUGGCAUCUUCACCGCUAAAGCUGUUGUGGAAGUCAAAGUGUUGGAUGCCAAUGAUAACGACCCAGUAUGCGAGAAGUCCAUCUACAGUGAAAGCGUCCCAGAGGACUCCCUGGCUGGCAGGCUCAUCUUGCAGGUCUCUGCCACAGAUGCUGACAUCCGCUCAAACGCCCAAAUCUCUUAUGAACUCCAGGGAGCUGGAUCGGAAUUGUUCAUCAUUGACUCAGACACAGGGGAAUUGAAAACCUUUCAGCCCCUUGACAGAGAGGAGCAAGAUGAACACAGGUUCAGAGUGCGGGCAGUGGAUGGAGGAGGGCGAUACUGCGAAGCCGAAAUCCACAUCACUGUGGAGGACAUCAACGACAACCUACCACAGUUUUCAUCCAAGUCUUACUCCAUCACGGUGUUUGAGAACACAGAGACUGGCACAUUUGUUGGAAAACUGCUGGCGAAUGAUAUUGAUGCAGGUCUUAACAGUGACAUCGUCUACUCCUUGGCUGACUCUGCUGAUGGAUUCUUCUCUAUCAAUGAGCAAACUGGUGUGAUAACCCUGGAGCGCCCCCUGGACCGCGAGCUGCAAUCCGUAUACGAGCUGAAGGCCCGCGCUAGCGACCACGGCUCUCCACGUUAUUCCUCGCUGUGUGAAGUGGUGGUCUCGGUGCUGGACAUAAAUGACAACCCACCAGUGUUCGAGCACCGCGAAUACACAGCCAGCCUGUCCGAGGACGUGGCGGUGGGCACCCAGGUUGUAAGAGUGCAGGCUGCCAGCCGCGACGCAGAUGCUAACGGAGAGAUUUCCUACAGCAUCAUCAGUGGGAAUGAACAUGGCAUGUUCAGUGUGGACCCCCACACAGGUGACGUAUUUGUGAUUGAAGCCUUGGACUAUGAGGUUUCCCAUGAAUACUACAUCACCGUAGAGGCCACAGAUGGGGGCUCUCCACCGCUCAGUGACAUUGCUUCUGUGAACAUCAACCUUACUGAUGUAAAUGACAACAAGCCGGUCUUCAGCCAGGAGAUCUACACUACCGUCAUCAGCGAGGAUGCCGAGCUAGGGAAGACCGUUUUAACAGUGAUGGCCGAGGAUUCUGAUGGACCCUCCUACAAUCACAUCCAUUACUCCAUUGUGGACGGCAAUCAAGGCAGCCCUUUCACCAUGGAUCCGCUCCGAGGGGAACUUAAAGUUGCUCGCCAGCUGGACAGAGAGAGAACAUCUGGGUACAUGCUGAAGGUGGUUGCCACGGACAAUGGUGUGCCUCCUCUUUCCAGCAGCGCCAUAAUCAACAUCGACAUCUCAGAUGUCAAUGAUAACCCACCCCUUUUCUCCCAGGCCAACUACAGCCUCAUCAUCCAGGAGAAUCGACCAAAAGGCACAAGUAUUCUUCAGCUCACUGUAAGCGAUCGAGACGCUUCACACAACGGCCCACCUUUCACCUUCACUAUUGUGGACGGGAAUGAGGGCGGUGCUUUCCACAUCAACCAGCAGGGAGUUGUUGUGACAAUGGGGGUGCUGAGCAGGAAAACUAAAGAACACUACCUACUUCAAGCACAGGUGUCAGAUAAUGGCAAGCCUCAGCUCUUCUCCACUGCCUUCAUCAGCGUGCAUAUCAUUGAGGAGAGCAUUUAUCCCCCAGCAGUACUUCCACUGGACAUUUAUGUCUCUGUUGCUGGCGAUGAAUACCCUGGGGGCGUUUUAGGAAAGAUCCACGCCACUGACCAGGACAUCUACGACACCCUCACCUACAGCCUCGCUCCUUCAGCUUCCUCAUCUGUGGAUGAGAGCGGAGCUUUGUUUUCAGUGUCGGCCUCAGAUGGCAAAAUCAUCGCCCUGCGGCCACUCGACGUCGGCCACUACCCUCUAAAUGUGACGGUGACUGACGGGCGCUUCACAACUCCCGCAGACGUCAAUGUGCACAUUCAUCAAGCAGCUCGUCAGGCCCUGGACAACUCCAUCGCGGUGCGCUUUGGAAACAUCGCUCCAGAGGAGUUUGUUGGGGACUACUGGCGUAACUUCCAGCGAGCACUCAGGAACAUCGCUGGGGUUAGGAGGAGUGAGGUUCAUUUAGUGAGCAUUCAGCCUGAGCAAGGAGAUCUAGACGUCCUCUUGACUCUGGAGAGGUCUGGCAGCCCGUACCAAUCCCAGGAGGUUGUCUUCCGCAAGCUGAACUCCUCUGCGGCUGUGAUCGAGGAGAUGAUCGGGGUCCGCAUCGUUCGUGUGCUUCAGAAGCUGUGUGCAGGUCUGGAUUGUCCGCUGCACUUCUGCGACGAGGUUGUCUCCCUGGAUAAAAGCGCCAUGUCAACCUACAGCACUGCCCGCCUGAGCUUUGUCACAUCACGGCAUGUGAGGACCGCCACCUGCCAGUGUGACGGUGGCAGGUGCCCUGUGCUGAACAGCCUGUGUGAAAACAACCCCUGUCCAGAGGGGAUGGACUGUGUGGCAGACCCUAGAGAUACUGUUUAUAGCUGUGUGUGUCCUGAGGGCAAGAAGGGCAAAUGCUCUGAUGGCCACUCACUGACAUUCAGUGGAAAUGGUUAUGUGAAGUACCGUCUGAUGGAGAAUGACAACAAGGAGCUGAUGAAACUGUCUCUCAGGCUCAGGACCUUCUCUAGCCAUGCCACUGUCAUGUAUGCUAAAGGGACAGACUAUAGCAUCCUUGAGAUUGUAAAUGGACGCCUGCAGUACAAAUUUGACUGCGGCAGCGGCCCCGGCCUGGUGUCAGUGCACAGCGCUCAAGUUAACGACGGGGAGUGGCACUCUGUUUCUCUGGAGGUGGAUGGUAAUUAUGCCAAACUGGUACUGGACCGGGUGCACGCCGCCUCGGGCACAGCUCCAGGCACUCUGCGCACUCUCAACCUCGACAACAACAUUUACUUCGGCGGACACCUCCGCCAGCUCUCCACCCAGCGCCUCGGCCGCAGCCUGCCUGUCACCAAUGGGCUGCGUGGCUGCAUGGAGGCCAUCGCUCUGAACGGCCAAGAGCUGCCUCUCAACACCAGAGCUCAGCGGGCCCACGCGGUGCUGGAAGACAUCGUGGAUGUGGCACCAGGCUGUGCACUCGCACCUGCUGAGAGUUGUUCCAGCAACCCCUGCACCAACGGAGGGAGCUGCGUAUCUUCGCCUAAUGGAGGCUACUUCUGCAAGUGUCCUGCAUCUUUCAUGGGCACACACUGUGAGAUUGCAAUAAGUCCUUGUGCCUCCAACCCCUGCCUGUACGGUGGCACCUGUGUACCUCGUGCAGAUGACUUCUACUGCCAGUGCAGAGGGCAGUACUCAGGACAGAGGUGCCAAUUAGGGCCGUACUGCAGAGACAACCCCUGCAAAAACAGUGGAAAGUGUAUCGACAGCCUGGAUGGUCCUGUGUGUGAGUGUGAAGCUGGAUUCCAAGGAGACAGGUGCCUGAGUGAUGUUGAUGAGUGCAUCAAAAACCCAUGCACCAACGGAGGCCAGUGCCAAAACACAUACGGUUCUUUUAAGUGUAACUGCUCACUGGGUUUCCAUGGACAGAUUUGUGAACACCCAGCAGAGGUCCAGAAUCAGUUUGUCUCUACCUCCUGGAACAUCGGGCUAGAGGAGGCGAUCGGCAUUGUGGUUUUCGUGUUCUGCAUCUUCAUACUGGUCCUUCUCUUCAUCAUCAUCCGCAAAAGAGCCUGUUGCAGAAAGUCAAAAACAGGCAACGACGACAAACACCCUGGGGGUUCCAGCAUGCCUCACUCCUUUCUCCAGAGGCCUUACUUUGACUCCAAACUCAACAAGAACAUCUACUCUGACAUCCCUCCUCAGGUGCCUGUGCGUCCCAUCUCCUACACUCCCAGCAUUCCCAGUGACUCGCGGAACAACUUAGACAGAAACUCGUUCGAAGGCUCAACCAUCCCAGAGCACCCAGAGUUCACCACAUUCAACCCAGAUUCUGUUCAUGGACACCGUAAAACCGUUGCUGUCUGCAGCGUGGCACCCAAUCUCCCCCCUCCUCCCCCGUCCAACUCGGUCUCAGAUAGUGACUCCAUACAGAAGCCCAACUGGGACUAUGAUUAUGACACUAAAGUGGUGGACUUAGACUCCUGCCUGACCAAGAAGCCUGUGGAGGAGAGCGCCUGCCAGCUGUACAACACCAGAGGCAGCAUGUCCGAGGUCCACUCCCUCAGCUCCUUCCAGUCAGAGUCAUGCGACGACAACGAGUCUUUUUUGGCUCAUGAUCUCAAGAACCCAAGAGGAUAUCACUGGGACACAUCUGAUUGGAUGCCAAGUGUUCAACUUCCUGGAAUCCAGGAGUUUCCGCAUUAUGAGGUUGUGGAGACUCCUGCGCCUCAGUACAAUGAUCCGAGUGCCAUAGACACCGACUACUAUCCCGGUGGCUUUGACAUCGAGAGUGAUUUUCCUCCACCGCCAGAGGAUUUCCCUGCAAACGACGACCUCCCACCGCCACCUCUGCCAGAGUACACCGAUCGCUGUGACACACUGCGUUCCCUGAACCGAUCCUUGGAGAAGCCCAGCCCGGGAAGCUCCAGCUCGAUCCACCAGCGCCCUGGCCUGCCCAAGCUCUACAGCCUGAACCAGUACCUGCCGCAUCACUCCUACCCAAGUGACGGUGGUGACACUGAGGGCCAGGGCACUUCCUCCACCUCUGCUACCAUCACCCCAGCUUCCACCAUGGGCAACAACGGUUACAGAGGGGGGUAUGCCUUAGGUUGCAGCCGGGACUUUGACUCCUCAGCUCUAGACAGCAUGUCCAUGUCUCUGUACACAUCCACGGCCUCCUGCUCAGACAUGUCGGCAUGCUGCGAGGAGUCUGAGGUGAUGAUAAGCGACUACGAGAGCAGCGAGGAGGGACACUUUGAACAGCUGACCAUCCCGAUGCUGAAUUCCCAACAGCACACUGAAGUCUGACACUGGAUCCAAACAAAAGUGCCUGAACCCACAGCUACUUUCAUUGGUAGGCCCUGACACAACACUAAAAAUGCACAGUAUGUGGAAACAUAGAAGAGCACCACGCACAUACCUGUCAUGCAAAAGAAUUGACAGUAGUUGUAAAGGGCCGGGGUGCUUGUCAUUCACCCCUUUGCCAUUUUGUACCUUUCUGGAUUUGGUCAUUUCGUAGGACAAUGUGUUAUUUGGUCUCGGCUAGGGGGACAGUUCAUGCCACUUAAACGGCAAAUGAUUUAAAGUAAUUUUCUAUAAGCUGCUGAUAUUCUACUAUAGGGAAAUGGGAAUAUAUGACUCCAGUAAAUAAUAUCCACCACCAGCAGAUUGCUUAAAGUGGAACUAAACCCCAAAUCAACUUUUUUUGCAGAUAAACUGUAUAAACUGGGCCUUAGGUGGGGUAUCUUUAUGUUACUGUGCUAUU